Molecule: messenger RNA, 822 nt
Organism: Perkinsus marinus ATCC 50983
Lineage: Eukaryota; Perkinsozoa; Perkinsida; Perkinsidae
Exons: 2
Coding region: 1-822 (273 amino acids)
Source: RefSeq, a predicted model, not a curated record
AUGGCCACCCAGUCGGUGUUGAUGGCGAUAAAUGGGACCAAUAUCACGGGAGGUAUGGAGCCUCUGGAUUUGGAGGCUUUACUUAAUAAUAAGGAGGAAGAGACUAGAACGACUCUGAUGAUGAAAAAGAUCCCAAAAUAUUUCACCGUCUUUCAUUUGCAACAAGCAUUGGACGCCUGUUGCCCCUACGUCAAUGAUGAGCCCUCUUAUGACCUCCUUUACCUCCCCGCUGACGUUCAUGGUGUUGCCAACAGAGGAUUUGCCUUUGUGAAUCUGCGCUCGCCCCAGCAUCUGGUGGUCUUUGCGGCACAUGUUGCCAAUUUGACAUUUCCUGCUGGCCGUGCUGGUGGGGGAAAGGCUGGAGCUGGUAGUGCCUUCAAACGCUGCGAAGUGUACUUCGCCCGAAUCCAAGGACGUGAGGCUACUCUGGCGAAUCUUGAGCAGAGCAGUAGCAGUAACAAUGGUGUCACCUUCCACUCAAUGUUACAGUCCUUGGGCUCGAAGCCUCUUAUUAUCGGCUUCGGUGCUGCCCCUAUGCGUCGGCCUAAGGAGGCCCCUCGCCGACAUCCAUCUGUUGGUAUGGAAACUACGUCGACUGUGUGUUCGACCUGCUUCUACUUGAGGGACCCCUCUAGGGGGCUGGAAUGUGCUUGCAACAUGCCUCAGGGACCGCACGAUUUCCCCGUGGACUCGCCUGAAGACACUUCUCAAUUUCGUUCUGUGAUGGCAGAAGCUGAGGCUCCAGAGGCUCCCGGUGGUGACACGAAUGGUGACACGAAUGGUGACACGAACGACCAACUGCCUGAGUGCGCACAACAGUGA